Molecule: messenger RNA, 3947 nt
Organism: Meira miltonrushii
Lineage: Eukaryota; Fungi; Basidiomycota; Exobasidiomycetes; Exobasidiales; Brachybasidiaceae
Product: TIP120-domain-containing protein
Exons: 1
Coding region: 87-3884 (1265 amino acids)
Biological process (GO): protein ubiquitination; SCF complex assembly
Cellular component (GO): nucleus
Source: RefSeq, a predicted model, not a curated record
ACAGUACAACCAACGCCCAUCAUCCUGCUCAUCAAUCGAGAGAGUAAGGCGACACGACAACAACAACAACAACAAUAUCGCCAACCAUGGCGUCCAGAUCAUCGCAAGGCGUUCAUUCCUUGCUGGAAAAGAUGGGCUCGCCCGAUGCAGAUUUCAGAUAUAUGGCAUUAAGCGAUCUGAUCGCAGAGGCAAAUCGUGGGAUGCUAAGCUCGGUGGAACAAAAAGUACAAAUGACACUUUUACGUAAAGUUUUAGAUUUAGUACGGGAUCAAAAUGGAGAAGUGAAAAAUAUGAGCGUAAAAUGUUUAGGUACUUUGGUCAAAACAAGAAAUGAUGAAGAAAUACGAUUGAUCAUUGAUACUUUGGUUGAAUAUAUUUCUUCAAAAGAAGAUGAAUUACGUGAUAUCGCUUCUCUUGGUUUAAAGACCGUUAUGGGUCAGAUACCUGUUGAAGGUGAUCAAGCAAUCAUGGCUGCAGAUAAACUCGUACCACGUCUUUUAUCACAAAUAUCCGAUCCAUCUGCAUCGCAAGAACUUUUGAUCGAUUCUCUAGACGUUCUAGCAGAUUAUUUCUCACGUUUCCCACAUGCAAUAUCCAAUGAUGCACCACUACAACGAAAUGCAAUCAAAGUCAUCCUGGCAGCAUUGAACAACAACCGUGCCACAGUUAGAAAGCGUGCCAUUCAGGCUGUCAGCGCUUUGGCCCCUUUUGCCAUUUCAGAAGUUUUUACAAAGUUAUCCGAAUCGAUUGCGGUGGCACUUUCGAGCGACAAAGAGGAAUCUAUCAAGAUCAACGUUCAACUAUUGGGCCUUUUGGCAAAGACUAGCUCUCGCCGUUUGGGUCGCAGAUUACCAGAAUUCAUGCCAAGAAUUAUGACGAUCUUGACGAGUGAACAAGCACAAGAAGAUGAUGAAUUACGUGAAAUCUGCUUGCAAGCAUUGGACAAUAUUGUUUUGCAUUGUCCUGCUGAAGUCACACCUUUCGUCAUACAAAUCGUCGAGUCUUCUGUCACUUUACUCAAGCACGAUCCCAAUUACGCUGGCGGAUACGAGUCUGAUGAAGAAAUGGACGCAGAAGAUGGAUUUGGUGAUGACGGGGAAGAUGACGACUUUAUCGACGAUGACCAAUAUUCAGACGACGAUGAUGUUUCUUGGAAAGUUCGAAGAGGAGCAGCAAAAGUAUUAGCAGGCAUCAUCGCAACACGUUCAGAGAUGCUACCAACAUUGACAUCAGGUGUAGCACCUGCUCUCGUUUCAAGAUUCACAGAAAGGGAAGAGAGUGUACGUAAUGAAGUUCUCAAUACCUUUUCUGCCCUUUUGCAACAAGUGCGAAUGCAUGGAAGUGUUCCACAGGCAACAGAAGUUUUGCGUAAUUCGCCAGGUGCAUUGAAGCGCAAAUGGGAGGCAGAUGCCGCAGUUGUCGCAACAGAGGGAAGUCCUUUGAGUCAGAUCAUGUCUCUAAAGCCUGCUCUGGCAAAAGCUUUGUCAAAGACGGUGGUCUCAAAGACUGUACCUACACGUUUGGCAAGCUACGUGGUUCUAAGAGAUCUGAUCAUCCUCCUACACGGAGGGCUAGACGAACAUAUCGGCCUUCUGGUCACCCAAACAGAAAAGGCUUUGAAAGGAGCAGAGACCUCUACCGGUCCAAGUACGAGCAUCAAGACAGAGAUUUUGAUCUUCUUGAAUCUCUUAUUCCGAUACCACAGGCCAGAAUUCUUCGAUCAAUAUUUGGAUCAUUUGGUGCCUUUUAUCGCAUCUGUCAUCACUGACAAGCUUCAACGUGAAACUAUUGAAGGCUUUCGUGUUGCCGCAGAGUUGGUCGCAGUCUUGCGUGCACCAUCAAUUUCGACAGCUACGAGCGGCAAGUACAAAGCAUACACUGAGCAACUUUACACUGCUAUCAUGGUGCGUUUAGAAAGAAGUGAUUCGGAUCAAGAAAUCAAAGGAAAAGGAAUCGAUGCAUUAAGCAACUUAUUGGCAUUUGCCGGGGAUGAUUUGCAGGAACAUUUGCCGAAAGCCUUUGCACAUCUGCAUGAUCGUCUCAACAACGAAACGACGAGAUUGGCGGCAGUAAAGGCAAUAACAUUAAUCGUCUCCUCAGCUGUCUGUGUGGGAGAGGUGGUCAAUCAAUUUGCCACACAAUCAAUCAGCCCUAUAGCAGAAUUUGUUCGUCAGAACAAUCGUGCUCUACGGAUUGCUUCUUUCGAUGGACUCAAUGCUCUUUUGAUUAGGAUCGGUAAAUAUGUACCAGAGGAGAUUGCGGAACGUGUUGUGGAUGAGAUCAAUCCUCUUCUGCAACACGAUUCCAAUAUCAGUCUUUUGCCUUCGGCCCUAGAAGCACUUUCUCGUCUCGUUGAGAAUGGUCGCGGUAUCAAUGCCAUUCAAACAAAAGUUAUACCCAACAUCUUGAAGCUCGUCAGAUCACCUCUGCUCCAAGGCACAGCUCUUGCAUCAACAUUGAAGUUCCUGGAAGCACUUUUGACUGCUUCACCUGCGGUAUCAGAGCCAAUCAUCAGAUCUCUUGAUGAAGCUGCACUCACAUCACAAGAUGCCGCAAAUCAAACGUACUUUAGUCAAGUCUCAACUACUCUGGCACAAUGCUAUUCGGUUGUGGCCAAAUGUGUACCGACUGCUUCCGCUCCUAUUGUCACACGAGCAAAGAGCAUCUUUACCAAAAAGGAUGCAAAGGAUGCAGAAGUCUAUUUCCAUCUUUUGCUGAUCGGAGAAUUGGCUAGGUUCACCAAUUUCAGUAAGGACAAAUCCUUGUUUGAUGACGUUUUGAGAUUAUACGAUGCAGAUUCGGAUGAAGUCAAAUCAGCUGCUGCUUUCGCUGUUGGAAACAUGGCUGUAGGCAAUCUGGAGAAAUUCCUGCCUAUUAUUGAAGCGCAAAUGCAUGAAGAGAAGCACAGUCUUUUGGCUUUGCACGCAUUGAAGGAGCUCAUCACUCAUGGAUCGUCGGAUCAAUUGGCAAUCUUGGCAAAUAGAAUCUGGCAGCCGCUGUUUGAGAUCUGUGCAGCAAAAGAUGAAGCAAUUCGCAACAUCGGAGCUGAAUGUUUGGCUAGAUUGAUUUUGACGGAUCCGGCGCAAUAUUUGAGUCAAUUACAAGCACGAAUCAGAGAUCCUGCUCCAAGUACACGUGCUUCUGUGAUUGCCGCGAUCCGAUUCACAUUGACGGAUACUUCGGCAAAAUAUGACGACCUUUUGUCUCCAAGAAUUGUUGAAUUUUUGAGCCUCCUUUCGGACGAGUCAUUGGAGGUACGCAAGCCGGCCAUGUUUGCAUUCAAUGCAGCAGCACACAAUAGACCUGCUUUGAUUCGGGACCAUUUGACAAUACUUUUGCCAAUGCUCUACAAAGAGACCGUACCAAGACAAGAGCUCUUACGUAAAGUUUCGAUGGGACCGUUCACGGUGACAACGGAUGAUGGAUUGGACUUACGUAAGAACGCAUUCGAGACAAUGUAUACCUUAUUGGAUACAUGCUUUGGUAAGAUCAAUCUUACAGAAUACAUUCAACGAGUCAUUGCUGGGCUGCGAGAUGAGGAUGGAAUCAAGGUUCUUUCCUCUUUGAUGUUGGUUCGUCUGGCCAGCCUUGCUCCAACACAAGUUGCACAACAUCUAGACGAUAUCGUUGAACCAAUCACUUCAACAUUGAAAGUCAAAUUGAAAGAUCAAGCAACCAAACAAGAUGUAGAAAAGUCAACCGAAUUACAGAGAUCAUUGUUUCGUGCAAUGGUUGCAUUGGAUAAAACGCCUCAUUCCGCUCCAAAGUUCCAGGCUUUGGUACGAGAUGCAAAGCAAAGCAGUCAAUUAUACCGUGAAGUGGAAGAAUCUUCUUUGGUUGCUAUGAAUGGGCAAAGAGAAGUUGCCAUGGAUUUAGAUGGGUAGGAGUCAGAUCAUCCCUUACAAAUGUAUAUCAAUCAAAAAUCAUCCAAUAUAAUUGUUCUCUCC